This is a messenger RNA of Coregonus clupeaformis (lake whitefish), 930 nucleotides long. RefSeq names its product prepronociceptin-like. The record is from RefSeq and is a predicted model, not a curated record. Gene Ontology annotation, cellular component: plasma membrane; neuronal cell body; axon terminus. Gene Ontology annotation, molecular function: opioid receptor binding. Gene Ontology annotation, biological process: sensory perception; chemical synaptic transmission; neuropeptide signaling pathway. NCBI's taxonomy places the organism in Eukaryota, Metazoa, Chordata, Actinopteri, Salmoniformes, Salmonidae. The coding region runs from base 60 to 872 and encodes 270 amino acids. The transcript has 2 exons.
UCCCGUCCCUAUCCUCCAUCCCUCUGACUGUCCGACUGGGUCUCCCUCAGUAGUGAGUCAUGAAGUGGUCUCUGUGGAGCCUGCUGCUGCUGCUGCGCCUGUGUCUCCCAGGACUGAGUGACUGCCAGGGGGACUGCCUGGCCUGUGGCCUCCUAAUACCCAACCCCCAGAGCCAGAGCCAGCAGCAAGCAUUCAACACACUGGUGUGUCUGUUGGAGUGUGACGGUCAAGUCUUCCCUGCCCUCACCUGGGAGCUAUGUCAGCGAGCCACGCUACAGCACUACCCCCUCCCACCAGACGGCGGCGCUGUGUCUAAGAGAGCAGAGGAAAAACGGUCCUUAAACCUGGGCCCUGUAGACCUGGAGUCAGAUGGCGAAAUGCUCUACUCUGCAGCCAUGGAGCGCUACCAGCAGGAUGGAGCGGAUCAGGAAGACGAGACCCUGGAGCGACGUGAUGCCCAGUACGACUCCUCUCCGCUGGGCUCGACCGGCGAGGGAGACUCCCUGGCAAUGGGUCUGGAGAACAGGGAGGAGGAAGAGAAUGAGGAGGAGGUCAGGAGGAACGGCCAGGGGGAGGGAGGAGAUGAGGAGGAGGAUGCCGUGGUCCAGCUGACCAAGCGUUUCGGGGGCUUCCUGAAAGGUCGCCACGGUUACAGGAAGUUGAUUGGCGGGCCCGUGGGGAAGACGCUGCAGAAACGCCUCGGAGGGUUCAUCGGGAUCAGGAAGUCGGCCAGGAAAUGGAACAACCAGAAGAGGGUGAGCCAGCUUCUCCGGCAGUACCUGGGGAUGACCAGCAGCAGGGCCCCUGGCCGCGGUGUUGGGAGGUUCACUAACCCAGCCCAGGGCGUCAGGAGGCUGCCCAGCCGGCUGUAGCCUUCCCUUCCCUCCAACCUCCUGGGGCCUCUCUGCUCUUCUCUUCUCCCUUCCCUCC